AUGUACAACGGCAUUGGUUCAGUCAGCGUGAAAGGGACAGGUCUCAGCGGAUAUGUACAACGUAGUAAAGCGGCCAUCUCGCAGCUUUCCAAAUUCACACCGGUGGAGUAUAUAGAUGAUGUCCCACCGCCAUCUGUAAAUCCACUAGAGGCUCUUCGCCCUGCAAAGGAGAAUAAAGAACUAGCCGCACGACUAGAGCAACAUCAGUUGUUGCGAUCCAUAAAAUUAAAAGUCCUGCUUUACCGCGAGGAGCGUAUGGCGAGUGGAGUGCCAGAUGAUGUAAUCAAUCGCGAGUGUGAGACUUUACAUGAGUCGCUGUUGCGUAAUUACGCGGAUGAGUUAAAUGAAAUGCGGCGGGCGGAGGCAAAGGAAACGGCGCAAAAGACCGCUGAACGCUUUGCGGCCGCAUUUAACGUCAAACAGGGCACAUUGGGUGAUGCCUUUGAUCGUGCCCAGCGGGAAGCGGAGCGGCAGGCAACAGAGGCAGAGCGUAGAAGAGCAAUGGAACAGAAGAUUGCAGAGAAGGUGAAGCGUGUAAGGGGAGAGUGA
This is a messenger RNA of Trypanosoma theileri, 549 nucleotides long. RefSeq lists its product as uncharacterized. The transcript has a single exon. NCBI's taxonomy places the organism in Eukaryota, Euglenozoa, Kinetoplastea, Trypanosomatida, Trypanosomatidae. The record is from RefSeq and is a predicted model, not a curated record. Bases 1 to 549 code for a protein of 182 amino acids.